This is a messenger RNA of Paracoccidioides brasiliensis Pb18, 1896 nucleotides long. RefSeq lists its product as uncharacterized. The transcript has a single exon. The record is from RefSeq and is a predicted model, not a curated record. The coding region runs from base 1 to 1896 and encodes 631 amino acids.
AUGUCAUUUUUGGUCCAGGAUGAUAUAGAUAUCAAUACUCGGGGAACGGAGACACUGGGUACCACUUCAUCGCCAUUGCAUCGCCAACUUUCCGAACCUCCCACACUGCAGUCUACUUCUAUUCAGCAAGUUGGGGCAGUUGACACACAUCCAUCUCUCAAAUGUUCUUGGUGUAAUGAAUCAUUCGAGUCUUCUAAAUCACAUACAACUUCCCCAGCCGACGAUCUUAGACAGCACAUGCUUACAUCCCAUCCUGAAGCUGCCAAACUUGAUCUUGAUCGAGAUGCCGUUGACGAAACUCCUUGUAAUGAAUCUAGUCUUGAAGAAGCUGAACAGGCUACCCCUCUCGAAGCUUUGAAUCGCCGCCGAGAAGCAUUGAUUAUUGAAAAGCGACUCGGAGCCCUCUGGAAUAUCAACGAUGUCCAGAAGUUUACUGACGACUAUGAUGGAAAGGAUGAAGGUCUUCCCGUAUCGUGGAAAAAAGCAUUUGGUGAUUUUGAGCGCCCGAGGCCAUACGAAACUGAGACCGUGCCUAGCGGAAAUUUUCUUCCAAUCACCAAACCUGAAAUUUAUAUCGACAUAUUAAAGAACCCGGAAUCACACACGACGGAGGAGCUUUACGCCAUAACUGCGAAUACUGCCCGAGCGCUGAGGGUAUGGCAGGAUGAAUACUUUGCAAUCGAUAAGCUAUCCAGACGUGCCACACGACGCCCGUUAAAAAAGGCUGCUAAUCCCCGAAAGCUGGGUGAUCCACGUGUUUUCGAGGAUAAAAAGGAAGCUAUGCUUUAUGGAUAUAAACAUGAUCCCCGGGAAUCCAAAAUUGGAUUUCAAGACCCCUUUGUUCAGGGAGGCUUCAAGCCUACUCCAACACAAUUGAAACGAAUGAAACUUAACGCUACUGAUCCAUUUAAUAUUGAUGGGUGGAAGCCAAUUACAAUUGGUGGUGUCGACUAUAUUCCUGGUCUCCGCCCACCUUCGAAACCUGCUCCUAAGAAAAGGCCAGUGGAUGUUGACACGGCAAAUGCUGGUGGGACAACGAAUGGUGUAGACAGGGAAAGCGAUGGUCGUCCCAAACGUAUUACCCGCUUUGGUGGCUUCAGAAAUCCCGUAACUAGAGGAAGCUCACAGGUUCAGACGGAGCCGUCAACCCCGGCCCUGACCCCUACAUCUGCGAGAGGCAAAAGGCCAAAGUCACGCGCGGCUUCACUAGCUCCUCAAUUGCCUGUACAUUCCGCCUCCCCGAAACCCUCUGCACCCUCACCAAGACCACUUCACCCCGCCAAAGUAUUAACACUCAAAAUAUCCACUCCGAUUCCUGUUCCAUCGACCGCGCCACAGACCCCAACCACUCCCAGUCAAUCGAGACGUUCAGUCACCCAGGAGCCCGCAUCUACGCCGCUGUACGAAGAUCCACUUCUAGACCCCAAAAACCAACUUAAGAUCCAACGAUCCAAGAACCCGAAAAGAACGGAGGCAAUGAUAAUCCACUGGGCAAAAUUUAACCACGAAGGCCGAACCAGAAAUCCAAAACGAACAAAAGCUCAAAUCGAGGCUGAUAGAGCUGAGGCAGAAAGGAAAGGAAAUGUGGCUGCGAAAACUGCCACUGGCCGAAAGCGGAGGUCAGACUCGAAGAAUCCCGCAGGAGCAGAGAAUCAGGACAUUUCGGCCAGGAAGGUCAGACGUGUUGCGAAAAAUACCUUGGUGCCGGCUAUACCAGAGAAAGUUGAACCCUCCACCGCGACAUAUCCGACUGUUCAGCCGCAACCUGAACUUCGGCGACCGGAGCCCAUGAUGGGUCCUUUGAGUGUUCCGACACACCCUCCGGUCCGGUACAGCCCUUAUGGAGGACAGGUCUAUCAAAUUAGCUAUAACCAGCCCGGGCACCAUCUUCAAUAG